Messenger RNA from Acipenser ruthenus (sterlet), 1907 nucleotides. It is a transcript of the gene tacr2, whose product is annotated as tachykinin receptor 2. Gene Ontology annotation, biological process: G protein-coupled receptor signaling pathway; positive regulation of flagellated sperm motility. Bases 369 to 1508 code for a protein of 379 amino acids. Lineage: Eukaryota; Metazoa; Chordata; Actinopteri; Acipenseriformes; Acipenseridae. The transcript has 5 exons. Gene Ontology annotation, molecular function: substance K receptor activity. The record is from RefSeq and is a predicted model, not a curated record. Gene Ontology annotation, cellular component: plasma membrane; sperm midpiece.
UGGAAAGGAGCUCCCCAGUAAAGCGGUGCCGCUGCAGUGAGCGGCUGUGCUCUGUGUAUGCAACUCAGUGCUCUGCGCCAUGCAAUGCAAAGCUUUGUGAGAACCACUUGCAUGGUGAAAGUUGGUUCAAUUGCUUUGAGAACUAAAAACCGCAGUACUUCUCACUGGUAAUGGAUGUCACGCUCCUUGAACUUGUGGGCUUAUGUUGUCUUUGACUUUUGACAAACUGGAUAUUAUUAUUAUUUUAUUAUUAUUAUUAGUAGUAGUAGUAGUUAUAGUAUUUUAAUUCAGGUAGUCCUGGCUUGAUAGAUUCAAUUGUGCAAAAGACUUACAACGACUUUGAUUUGGUGAUUUUUCUUAAAACGGAGAUGGAUCCAACUGUAUCCACCUUACUGCAGUUAAAACCGAAUUCCUCUUUUUUCGAAGAGGAGGCGAGAAACGAGACGAUUGUCAAUCAGUUCGUCCAGCCGACAUGGCAGGUGACGCUUUGGGCUAUCGCUUAUGCCCUGAUCGUGAUGAUCUCAGUGAUCGGCAAUGUCACUGUCAUUUGGAUCAUCCUUGCUCAUAAGAGGAUGCGGACGGUCACCAAUUAUUUAAUUGUCAACCUGGCGUUCUCUGAUGCUUCGAUGGCUGUCUUCAACACUGUGUUCAAUUUCGUCUAUGCUAUCCACAACGACUGGUACUUCGGGGUUGGGUUUUGCAGAUUCAUCAAUUCCUUUCCCAUCACAGCUAUCUUUUCAAGCAUAUGCUCCAUGACGGCUAUCGCUAUUGACAGGUACAUGGCUAUUAUCCACCCUCUAAAGCCCAGGCUGUCGUCCACCAUCACCAAGGUAAUGAUUGCGGUGAUUUGGCUCGUGGCGUUCUCGCUCACCUUCCCACAGUGCUACUAUGCCAAAACGAUUGUCUACGACACACGGACGAUCUGCCUGGUGGACUGGCCUGGCGACUUUGGCGGUAAACAUCAGCUAACGUAUCAGAUUGCUGUAAUAAUCCUGAUCUAUCUGCUGCCCCUGCUGGUGAUGUUGGUCACAUACAGCAUUGUGGGAGUGACGCUCUGGGGAGGUGAAAUCCCGGGUGCCUCAUCCGAGCACUAUCAGAAUCAGAUCCAAGCAAAACGCAAGGUUGUCAAAAUGAUGAUUGUUGUCGUGGUGACGUUUGCCUUGUGCUGGCUACCUUUCCAUGUCUACUUUAUGCUGGGAAGCUUCAACAGCGACAUCUACAAGCAGAAAUACAUCCAGCAGGUGUACCUGGCCAUCUUCUGGCUGGCCAUGAGCUCCACAAUGUACAACCCCAUCAUCUACUACUGCCUUAAUCAAAGAUUCCGGUCGGGAUUCAGACGGGCAUUCCGUUGGUGCCCGUUCGUGACAGUGACAGAGGAGGACAAGUACGAACUCCAGCACACAAAGACUUUCAGGAUGACACGCAGUUACCGCACCGAAACGACCAGUGUGGUCAAUCAGAACUCAGUCGACCAAGAGGAGACGACAUCGAAGCUCAUCAAAGCUUAAAACCAACACUGGGUGUAGUUUCUGCGAUUAGGGAUACGUUAUUUAUGUAAAGGAUUUUGAUCUCUCUGUUUAAAGUACCUAUACUGGGGAAGAAAAUACUGAAGAGGUAUACAGCUUGUGCUGUAAGGUCAAAAUACUUGCAUGUGGAACAUAGGUGUGCCUCUCUGUUAUUAAUUCAGCCUUUGUGUUUGCUUGCAAGAUGUCUAGAGCAUAAAUAUGCAACAUUUCUUUUUACUAUGAGAUGGGAAUAUGUCUAUAGAAGCUUAAUAUUCAAUGUGCUAUAAAAAUGUACAUUUUAUUGUACUAAGCUGGUUUCCAAGACCCUAUAUAGCUAGUUGUGGACUACCACAUGUUUUGUAAAGCACUAUAAUCAACAGCUCCAGAAGUGGGGGGGUCAAG